GGCCCGAGUUGCGCAGUGACACAAUUCUAUGUUACGAGCAAGGGGAAAACUCGACUCGGCCAUCUUGGAUUAAGCAAAAGUUUGUAAUGAAUUAAAAUACCGAAGACGUUUACGUUUAUGUUUGACAAAACAUAAAAUUAUUACUCCUAAAUGGGUGUAAUGCGUCAUUGUACAGAUCCACAAACUUGAUGCUGGAUGGUAGGACAGUCAGCUGGGUACACCUGAACAUUGUGACCUUUGCGUCGUGUGCAUUUUCACAUUUUGUUCACACUGGCGACGAUGUCGACCGGCAUGCGUCCUACACUGCAGACUGUGCCAGAGUCUGUACCCGCUGACCAUGUUAGUAAUGCUAGCGGAAAGGUGAGUUCGAGCACGACCAAGCCGGCGCAGCAGGGCGAACUGACGACAGCGGUAUGUGCACCGCGGAGUACUCGAGCAAAGGACCCGAUCCAUGGCCGGGGGGACAGCACGCCCAGCAAGGGCGGGGAGAGCACCGGUGGCGGUGGCCGCACGCCCUCCUCAAGGAGCCGCACCUCAGACGAACCCCACAUCGGCAAAUACCGACUGCUCAAGACCAUCGGCAAAGGCAACUUUGCCAAGGUUAAAUUGGCCAAGCAUAUUCCCACGGGGAAGGAGGUAGCAAUAAAAAUUAUAGACAAGACACAACUAAAUCCUGGCAGUUUACAAAAGCUUUUUAGGGAAGUUAGAAUAAUGAAAAUGUUAGACCAUCCUAAUAUAGUUAAACUAUUUCAAGUCAUUGAAACUGAGAAAACUCUGUACCUGGUGAUGGAGUAUGCAAGUGGAGGAGAAGUGUUUGAUUACUUAGUUCUCCAUGGGAGAAUGAAGGAAAAGGAAGCAAGAGCUAAAUUUCGGCAGAUUGUAUCUGCAGUUCAGUAUUGUCAUCAAAAAAAGAUCAUUCACAGAGACCUCAAGGCUGAAAAUUUACUUCUUGAUAGUGAAAUGAACAUCAAAAUUGCCGAUUUUGGGUUUAGCAAUGAAUUCACACCUGGUAACAAAUUGGAUACAUUUUGCGGAAGUCCACCAUAUGCUGCGCCAGAAUUGUUUCAAGGCAAAAAGUAUGAUGGUCCAGAAGUUGAUGUUUGGUCACUUGGGGUUAUCCUGUAUACCCUUGUCAGUGGGUCCCUGCCCUUUGAUGGCACCACCUUGAGAGAACUAAGGGAACGAGUACUUAGAGGGAAGUACCGAAUUCCAUUCUACAUGUCAACAGAUUGUGAGAACCUCUUAAAGAAGUUUCUGGUCCUCAACCCUGCCAAGAGGGCGUCAUUAGAGGUAAAUUCUACUCAGACAAUUAUGAAAGACAAAUGGAUGAAUUUGGGUUAUGAAGAAGAUGAACUCAAACCGUACUUAGAACCAGAACCAGAUUUCAAGGACUUGAAGAGGAUAGGUAUGACAUCAGAAGCACUUGUUGGUAUGGGAUACAGUCGAAGCGAGAUUGAAGACAGCCUGGCACAAGCAAAAUACGAUGACGUCUUCGCCACCUACCUCUUAUUAGGGCGGAAAAACACAGACCCGGAGAGCGAUGGGUCGCGGUCGGGCAGUUCGCUGUCGCUUUGGAACCUUCCGCCCGGCGCCGUGUCGUCAGGCAACGCGCAGUCGCCCUCGCACGUGCACCGGGGCGUGCACCGCUCCAUCUCGGCCACCAACGCCAAGCCCAGCAGGAGGGCCUCGUCCGGUGGGGAAACCUUGCGUGAGUCGCACGCGCACGCUCAGGCCCAGCCGGCGUGUGCAAACAGUGCGACAACAGGGACAGCCUCAGGUGUACCAGCAGGAACGCCAAAUUCUUCAAACCACAACCACAAUUCAACUACUUCUAACUUCAAACGACAAAACACAGUUGAUUCUGCCACCAUCAAAGAAAACACUGCUAGAAUUAAUUCUGCAUCAGCUGCAACAAGACCAACCCCAGUUAAGAAUUCAACUAAUAUGCCUGUAGACUCAAGUAGUGCAGCAAGUCCUGGCAAACCCAGAAUGGGAUAUAAAUCAAGUACCAUGUCAGGGGGUAACAGAAAAUUGGAAUCUGCUGGGUCUGUUGGUAGACGCAGCAUUUAUGAUGCUAACAAGCCAUCAUUUGACGACAAGAGCAAUGCGUCUUCAGAAACUCCUAGCGGACAGGGGGCGGGCGACAGCCUUUCUGUCAACCGUUCUGUGAAGGGGCAUAUCAAGUCUGCCAGCAUUUCAACCUCCGGCCGAACCGACCACUCGAACCUUGACCAAACUCUUGAUACCUUAAGGCAAAGCAGUGUGGUCACCAGAGGACCUCCCGUUUCUCCUGCUGUUGGCAACCGAGCUCAGCAACCUUUCCCUAGAAAUGUGCCAAGCCGAUCGACGUUCCACAGUGGUCAGAACCGGCCCAGAAAUCACACGGGGUCUGUGUCGGCAUAUGGUGCUUCCCCUCUCCAGUCGCAGGAUACCUCUGCCAUCCCUCAUGGCCGCACAUCAUCGUUCUUUUCUAAGCUAUCGUCAAGAUUCUCCAAGCGCCCCAUGGAUCCGCCUCCUAAGCAUUUAGUUAGUGGUGCAGUAAAUGAUGAUCAAGCCAAACCACGCUCUCUAAGAUUCACCUGGAGUAUGAAAACUACGUCAUCCAGGGACCCAAAUGAAAUCAUGUCAGAAAUUAGAAAGGUGCUGGACGCCAACAACUGUGACUAUGAGCAGCGGGAAAGAUUCCUUCUUCUGUGUGUUCACGGAGACCCAAACACAGACUCCUUAGUCCAGUGGGAAAUUGAAGUGUGUAAACUUCCUCGACUAUCUCUGAAUGGUGUUCGUUUCAAGCGCAUAUCUGGAACAUCAAUUGGCUUCAAAAAUAUUGCAUCCAAGAUAGCUAAUGAACUGAAACUGUGACUACCUGUAAUGGAGGGGGAGGCAGAUGAAGAGAAGGCAGAAUCACCUUCACCUUCUCCUUGUGUGCCUUCCCCCCUCCCUUCUUCAAAUGCCUGACAAAGGGUUUCGGCUCAUGAGCGGGCUGGUUGGAUUACAAGGCUUCGCCAACUCCUAAAGCUACCCACUCGUGGCCGUUGUCAGGAAUCGCAUGAACAAGCUUCAUGAAGAAGCUUGCAUUACCAGAAAACAUUGGAAUAGUUCGCUCCCAAACACCAAUUGUAAGACUUGUUUCUCUCGCCUGUUCAUAUCUUGUCUCCCCAUGUCAAAUUUAUUGUUCAUUUUACUUGGUUCCCAAAUAUGGUUUUGAUGGACAUAUCUCCCUCCAGAAACUAAUUUUUAACAUCUAAAUUCUCUGAAGCCUUCCCAUGAGGACAUAAAUGUUUCAAGAAGCAUUACUAAGCCAAUCCGCGAGAGUGUUGUGUGCCCAAUAUAAGGUGAAGCCGCUCAAGUUUAUGUCUGUUCCUGUUUUCAAAACCAACAUGUGUAAUACAAGUUCUGUAGCAUUCGUGAUUAAAAAACGAAUGAAACAAAUCUUGUCAAUUUGUACAAAGCAAAAAAAAACUCACUGUAAAUAGCUGUCUUGAGUUUUAAUCAGUGAACAAAUGAUAAAAUAUUGGUUUGGUGGAAGAAGUAUGUACAGUCUUUGCAGUCUUCUUAUCUAUUCAAUAGUCCCCUAGGAAUAAUUGUGAAUCAAUAUGAAGGAAACUGACAGUGUUGACCGGGCAGCAUUCAGUGUGCUGGUGUAGGCUGUUAAUUAGCUGAACUUUAAGUCUUGUACAAAUGUAUAGACAUUGUAUUGUUAUGUCCUGUGUAAAUCCUAUCAAGUUGAGUAUGUGUUUCUUGCAUUGAGAAGAUUGUGGUAGCUUUCAUAUUCCUUUAAUUUCACCAGAUGAUAGAUCAUGAAACUCAUUUAAUUAUGAAUAAUUACGUAGUCAUUCAUAUAUUUUCAUUUAGCAUGGUUCACUUUUGUCAAAAUCAUGGAAUUUUGUGCCUCUAGGCCAAAUCUUAGAGGUGUAUUUACAAUGUUGUUCACUUUUGUCUGUUCGUAGAACUGAAAUGACAAUGUAAGACAAAAACUUGCGUGAAUAUUGAAAUGUUAUUUGCAUGCUGCCAAAUGGUCUGGCUGUCCAUGAAUUUCAUUAUGCUUUUUUCAGGAAACAAAAAUGUAAAGUUUUAGAUUGGUUCCACAAGUGGUUUCCUUACAACCAAUGUGUUCAGUUUAAGUUCCUGUGGGAUUUGGUUAGUGGCCUCAAAUCAGCAUAAUGUUAUUUUGAACGGCCCCCAAGUAUCUCUUAGUAAAGCUCAUGACAUUGUACCCUGCAUAUAUUAACAUUUAACACAUUCAAUUCGAGAACUGUGGUUCUUGUUUUGGAGUGAACAUGUUAAUUUGUGUAUAUUUUAAUUUGGUUGUUUCUGGUACUUAAUCAUGAGGUCAUGAGUAGAGUUAACAGUUUGUCAGUCAGACAGGACAAGAAAAGUUAUGUCAAUUAUGUGUACCUUACUUGGAGUUGAGAAAGAACAUGAAACAUCUCUUCCUUCAUGCUCCUGACAUAAUGUUUUUUCUUACUGUUUGUUCGCAUACUUGACAUAGCUUACUUGUAUUUUAUGCUAAAUCUUUAAUUGGAUACAUUUAAUUGGAACUAUGAGAAGCAUGAAUUUUCUGUGGAAAAAGAAACUUUGUUUACCUCUGUAAACCCUCAUUAAUUUAUAUCCUCAGAGGCACCACUUUUAUUUUACUGUCUAUCAACUGUUUUUUUUUAAUCUUUUUUUUUUUUUGCAUAAAUUGCUUUGAGCUUUAUUUUCACAAAGAGCUGAUUGAUUAUUUAAUGCUUUUACAUUCAGGAGUGCCAAGCAGUUGUUGCAUCAAUUUACAAGUGACUUGCAGGGUCAUGGACUUAAAAGCAAAAUCCCCUGCAUUGAUAUGAAACAAAACAUGUCUGUUUUCUGCUUCCCCCCUCCCCCAUUUUUGUAACAUCCCAGACUGCACUGCUUGCCAUCUUUUAAGUUAAAGGAUGUGUAUUUAUGUUUAAAGUUUGUAAUGAAUUUCAUAUCUUUUGUUGGAUGCUUCAACAUGAGAUGGAAUGCACUACUAUUGUGAAAUAGUAGAGCCAAAGCCUCAUCUCUUUGUAUUAUUUUUCUUUCUUUAAUAUUUAAUUUCUUGUAAAUAUUUUAAAUUUGUGAUCUAUCUUAAGCAAUCAGAUAGAUGGCCUGAGAGAAGUCUGGAUGCUUUUUUGUUGCUGCUCUGUUGUCAUACCCCUCCUAUUCUUGAGUCCAUAUUUGUGAGAAUCUGAGAGUGGGAAUGUAUUAUUAUUUUUUAUUAUUGUGUUAACUCCUUAAACUGUUUGCACGCUGCGAAAAUCCAUUGUGUUCAUUCAUACUUUUGAUUCAUUCUAUUUGGAUAGUGUUUUUAAACCGUGAUUUUAUACUUGUAUAAUAAUUUUAUGGCAUCCACAAUAAUUUGACCUGUACAUGAAUGAAUUCGAAGUUGUGAUAGUGAUCCAAAUGGGUUUUCUAAAUCAAUUUUAUAACUUCUUUUUGUUUGUUUGUUUCUAGUGCCUUUUAUUACUCAUUUUUGGCGCAAUAUGACAGGUGGCUGGCAGGGCACAGUCGUGUGAUAAACUGGAAUGACCCUCUUGUUCUGCCCUGAACUUCCACAGCACAGCUGUGAACUGAAGCACUCCGGUUCAUAGAUCCUGUACUAAAUUUGAUUUGCUUUACAAGCUUAUUUCUUUGACUCCAGUUUUGAGUUAUUUUGUACUAGCUGUGGUUUACAAAUGUUCUAUCAUCUGUCUGUGAUUGUCAAACUGAUUACUCAUCUCUCCAUCUGUGAUACAAAUGUUUAGGUAGUAUGUGUGGAAGAGAGGAAAAGGCCUCAAAACACUACAUUUUUAAAGAGCCCAUGCUAUGCCGUUACAGCUCAUUUUAAGCGCAGUAUUACCUUGGUAAAUCUUGUUUACAGUAUCGUUUCCAUGUUAUGUUUUAAUGUAGAACUCUACCUAUUUCUUUCGGCAACUGCCAAAUCUGGGUACAGGCCAACAAAAUGUAAUUGUGGAACACUUAUACUGAAACAUUGGAGAAAGGACAAGGGACCAUAAGCAUACUGAAGAGAUGUCUGGUACUGAAGAGAGAUGUGCAAAAAGUGUUUAUACUAAACUUGUCCUAACAAGCAAAUAAAAGAAUGAAGAUAUAAAAUUAAGUUUA
Thrips palmi is the source of this 6099-nucleotide messenger RNA. Its product is annotated as serine/threonine-protein kinase MARK2-like. Gene Ontology annotation, cellular component: cytoplasm. The record is from RefSeq and is a predicted model, not a curated record. NCBI's taxonomy places the organism in Eukaryota, Metazoa, Arthropoda, Insecta, Thysanoptera, Thripidae. The transcript is spliced from 19 exons. Bases 280 to 2859 code for a protein of 859 amino acids. Gene Ontology annotation, biological process: protein phosphorylation; microtubule cytoskeleton organization; intracellular signal transduction. Gene Ontology annotation, molecular function: protein serine/threonine kinase activity; ATP binding; tau-protein kinase activity.